ACAGAAGAGAAAACUUUUUUUGCUGCUGCUUUUAAUGUGUGUAUGUUGCCUGCCUUUCAAGUCGUGUCAAAAAUUGGAAAAUAAAAAUUUUCUCAGGCGGGUGCAGUGGAAAAGUUUUUCGCGAAAGGAGUUUCCCGAGUGUUCGAACGCAGUUCAAAGGUGGUGCAAGUGGUGUCCAAGGCCUUCCGGAUUGUGGCCCAUUUCGAGUUGAGUGUUUGUCGACAGUGGGGAAGGAGAAAAAUUUCGAUUGACGGUGGUUAAAUUUUCCUGUCCCGAGAUUAAGGUGGCUCCCUCGGUGUGUAUAUGUUGCAUAUAAAUAUCGAUGGCUGCUAGAUGGAUUAAAGUGCUCCCACUGUAGGAAGAAGGGUGCUACGUGCGUGCUUGUGUGUGUGUGUGUGUGUGUGUAUGUAUGUGCGUACGAUUUCACAAAAGGCAGGAGCACCAUCAGAGUAUGGUAAAAUGUAAACAUGGCCGAAUGACAAGAGCCAAGAAGACGGAAAUGAAAAUAGCCAAGUGCGCUGGAAAAUAUUUUGUGUUGUAGAAUAGGCAGUUCUUCGUAGAGCAUACAAUAGCCACAGCAAAGCUGGAAACGUGUCUACGAUCAAAACCUACCCACAAAAUUGUGCGAUUUGUUGAUUUGUAUAUUGUGCAAUAUUGUUACCGCAUAGCAAUUCCCGUGGUGUGUUUCUUCAUCGGAACGAGAAAUUCCACCACAGUAAAAUUAUCGACGAAUAAUAGGCAUUAGGAAGAACUUCGAAAACAACCGCAAAAUGGUACUUCGUUUGUAUGCAGAUCAACCGUUGGCCGCAGCAGCCGCUAAAAAAUGAAUCUCGGUCUAUGGGGAUGUUUGGUGCCCUGUGGACUGCAAUACUGGUGCGAGAGCAAAAGCGAUACAUGCAUUACGGAGAUGGGGGCGACGGCAUCAACUGAUUGUCCGGGUGGUCCCGGGGGUGGUGGCGGUGGUAUCUCGGGAUUCGCGGGUCCGACAGCGACGACUGCAACGACUACCACACCACUGACAUCGGCUGGCGGAGGACCAUACGGCGGACAUUUCGGUGGUGGACCCGGUGGUGUUGGAGGCAUUGUGGGCGGAGGAGGAGGAGGUGGAGUGGUCGGAGUUAUUGUGCGAGAGCGACGGAAGAAGGUAACCGGUUUUGCGACACUGAAGAAGAAGCUGAUACGGCGACGUCGAUCGUCGAAAGCAUGUGAUCACGGCAGAGUGCUGCGGGAGUUCGUCUCCAGUUGGAACCCAAUCGAACUGUCCGCUUUGUUGGAGGAAUACGAGUCGCUGGCUGCUCUGAAAGACCUCUCGGUACAGGCCGAACUUGCUCGACCUCCGGCCACCACGUUCAAACAGGAUCUCGCCAGUUUGUACGAUUACAAACACUGCACCGACUGUGAUCUGGUAUUUCGGGGAACCGUAUUCCCUGUGCACCGUGCACUCCUCUCCGCACGUUGUCCAUACUUUCGGGAUUUGCUCGCCGGCUGUCCAGGGUACGGAGCUCGGAUCUGUCUGGAACUGCGCUCCUCGCCGGUGGACGUUCCGAUGUUUUCGUCGUUGCUGAGAUAUCUGUAUACAGGAGAUUUAUGUACACACGAUCCGACCAUAGAUGUAAGUCUGCUACGUAGAUUAGGGGAGGACUUCGGCAUACCGAAUCCGCUGGAGAACGACCUGCGCUAUCUGCUCGAGAGCGGUGAUUACGCAGAUGCCGCCAUAGUGUUCACCUCCGAGGGUGGCGACUACCAUCGGCCCGAUUCUGGCAGUUCGGAGUACGGCUUCCGUCCGAAGCUGGAACUGCCCUGCCACAAGGCUGUCCUUAGUGCGCGAUCGCCUUUCUUCAAAAAUAUGAUCCAGCGACGGACACGUAACAUUAACGAGGAGCAUCAGUUGCACGGAACGGAUCGCUCGCUGCAUGUCCCGACGCGAAUCGUACUGGAUGAGACCGUUAUACCGAAGCGCUAUGCGCGUGUUUUGCUCCACGCGAUUUACCUAGACACGGUUGAUCUUUCGUUGAUUCUACGUGGUAAUGGGUGCGGAAGUGGGGCCGGGAGUCUCGGCGAAGUGCAGGCGCUUACACAUACUGGCCGCACCCGACCGUCUCCGCUGGAGGAAGCCAUGGAACUGUAUCAGAUCGGACGUUUUCUAGAGCUGGACAUCUUGGCGCAGGGCUGUGAGGAUUUGAUUCUCGAAUGGCUUUCGCUCGAUACGCUGGCGACGGUGCUCCGCUGGGGUAGCCAGCCUUACGGUUCCGCCUGGGUAUACCGACAAGCUUGCCACUAUCUGAGGGAGGAGUUCUCCGCUAUCGUCGGAUCUCCUGUGCUCUUCCAACUCGACAAAUCACAACUGAUUCAGGCGCUCAAAAAUAACUUCCUUCAGGCAUCCGAGCUGGAGGUGCUGCAGGCUGUGUUAAAAUGGGGUGAACAGGAGCUUAUCCGACGGAUGGAAGACCGCGAGCCGAAUUUGCUGAGCCAUACGGCUCACUCCGUCACGCGAAAGGGGAUCAAAAAAAGAGAUCUCAGCGAUGUUGAAUUGCGCGAGAUUCUUUCCGAACUGUUGCCACAUGUUCGUAUGGAUCACGUGUUACCACCAAGCAAUGAGAUAUUGAAUCAAGCCAUUCGGAGGGGUCUGGUGAGUACGCCACCGUCGCACAUGAUUGGAGAUGAUCGCGAGAGCCUGCGGAUCAAUGCAUGGAUUCGGGGCGGUAAGAAUCAUGGACUGUUUGUGCGUCCGAGGCUUUUCAUGCCGUACUACGAAGAGGUUAAGGUGCUUCUUGAAGACCACAUCGCCUCUCAGCAGGUGGAGAUACUGAGAAUGCGACGUUCACGUCACAUGCCCGAUAUUCCGGACACCCUGUACAUGGUGUCCCGCUUGAAUAGUAAUGCGAGUGGAAACAUUAGCGGAGGUGGCACGGCUGGAGUGGAUGUGGUAGCCGCUGCGGCUGCUUCGAUCCCGGCGCCUGAUCCGACCACAAUGGAAGCUAUGCAGAAAAGGGAACAAAAGCUGAGACAGUCGCCAAGCUGUCAGCGAGCGCUGACACUACAGCUAUCCAAUCGUCAUGAAAUCAACCGCCAGAUACGACUGAGGGUGGUCCGUGAGUUCAACUUCCCCGACGAGGUAGCUGAUCUGCUGGACAACUCCAACUGCUACUGUCUGGAUGCGGACGGUUCCACGCCGAAGACUCAGGAUGGUGAUAUUCGCGCGAGCAAUCAAUCACUGGAUGAGGACACAACUCCACCGCCUUCGCCGGCACUGCCAAACGAUAUUAUUCCACAGAAUGUGGCCUGUUUCGGCCGCAAUAUGACAUUCCCCCGGCAGCAACCUCAACCGUCAACGCAAGUGAUUCCGCACGGCGCCGGAGUCACCGGGGGCGGUUUGCAUGUUCCCCAGGGAGGUAUGCUCGGGCCAAGUGCAAGUAUUAUAGGGACACAUCGACGCCAGGAUCUACCUUCGCUUAUCCCCGGUGGGGAUGUGGUUGCAUACAGGCUGUCAGCACCCGCCGGUACCCAAUCGGCGGAUUCGGCGGGUGCCUGCUCCGAAGGACACUUGUCGGACAUCAUGCCAGAUGUGGCGAUGGCAACCGCUUCCCUCGGUCAGCUGCAGCUCGGUGAUAUGCCGGAAAGUUUGCACCUGGACCUGGGCGAUGGCCCCAGCCAUAUGAUCGGUGCGGCGGCAGCCAUGGGUUUACACAAUUUGCAGCAUCAUCGUCUAGCAGCAACACAAUCGCCGAGCAAUUUCCACCACUAUAUGACCCGUGGGCAUCCCUCAUCCGCCUCGGGAUCCGCGUUAGGUGGUGGUAGUAGUGGUGUUGACGGCCUAGGUUUAGGAAGUAGUGGCCUGAGUAGUGCACGAAUAGCCGCUCUAGGAGGAUCUUCCGGAGGCUCGCAACAGCACCAGCAGCAACAGUCACAAGCCCUACCGCCAUCGUCUUACUCGCAGCGCUCCAAUUCACCGUACUCCCUGCAUCGAGCGAGUCCGGGCCUGCCUCACAGCUCCUACCACACGGGACCCCGGUUAUAGAGACGGCUGCAAGUAUUCCCCGAUAGGCGUCAUCUGUUCAGUAUGCCUUUCUGAAGAGAACAAAAUAUUCAAGCAAAAAACACAAAGCGAAACGCGAGAGUGUGUGUUUGAUCGAGUGUAAGUAUGCGCGCAAUCGUUUAGUUAAACGAAUUAACUAAGAUAGAAACCCCAAGUAGAAAGGAGGGGUGAAACAAAAAAAAACACAUACAAACUUACACACACAGAACAAAAAGUAAUUAUUACAAAUACAUAGAUAUUUGAAUUAAGGGUUAAGAAUUUCAUUAAUUAUAAAUAAAGAAUUAAAAAAACUACACGACAGGAUAUAUAAAAGAUAAUGAAAGUACUAUAAAACAAAAACCACACACUCACACACCCAACAGAAGAGAACAAACAAAAAAGCAAAUGUAAAAUUAGAAGUCGAAAUCUUUUAUAUUUAUGAACGAAAAAAAACAAAGAAACGGAAACAAAACCCACUCAAAAAAUGAGGAGUAAAGGAGGAGUAAACAAUGAUUCAAUAUUUCGCAAUAGUAAUCAAAACUAUCUCUUCGAAGAGGACACACAUUUUGUGCGUGAAGGAAGUGUGGUGGUGUGGUGGCAACCGAAUUCCGUGUGCAAGAGUGUAUGAACGAGAAAAUGUGAGUGUGUAACGUUAUGUUUUUUUUGUUUCUCUAUUAGCAAGUAGGUGGUGCCUUUUAUUUAUUUUAGCCGACUUUUUUUUUGUUCUUUACAUUAAUUCUAAGAUGAAAUUUUUAUCACUAUUUAUUGACCUUUUUCGCAGCGUUUUUUUUUUGUUUUUACUAAGUCGUACGUGCACACACUGGCUAGGAAUAAUUUUUAUCAGCUGUUACUUUACACACAUUGAUAUUUCGGUUCGCAGCUGUGAAUGUUUGCGUGGUGUAUGAAUGAUGAGCUGAAAUAAAAAAGGGAAUGGAUAUAGUGUCAAUGCGCGAGCGAGUUGUAACCGGAAAUCAUUUUCAUAUUUUCGAAUAUUUAUUCGUGUGUAACAACAGCAACUGGCUGAAGGACGAAGAGUUACACAACACACAACGUAAACGAAAGGAACCGUAUCGUACGUACGCAAAUAUGUAUAAUGACUAUUCUAUAAUCAAGUGAUGUUCAAUCCACAAGAGAGAGAGAGAGUUGAAUUAUUGAGCUCUUAGCCGUCCCAGAUGAAAAAAUAUCGAAUAAGGGCUGAUGGGGCGAGCGGUUUCCAUUUGCGAAGAUAUCCCAUUCCGAUUGAACAUAACCGAUCCAUUCCCCUUCUCGGAUUCAAAGUGUUUUAGAUUAUUUUUGUUAUGAAAAUAUCGUUUUUUCAUUUCGAAUCAUCUUAGUAUCUUGAAUCAUUUUCAUUCUUAAAAACGAGUCAGCAAGAUACGAAGAAUGGGCUGUCACAUGAUUUCCAAUACGACUCGACAGACAAGUAAAAAUAUUAGUCUUCGAGAGCAUGCCCUCAUCGAGCAUACGAACAAAAAAGGCAGCAAAGAGGUUAGCUUAGUAUAUUUCGAGUAGAAGAACACGGAAAAGCAGAGAAACUCGAGUGUUAGUGGGAUCAGGGCGGAAGCGGGGGUCUUCGGAGCGCAAAACAAAGGAUUAAAAAUCGUAAAUACAAUAUAAUUACCAUAUUAAAAAAUGGAAAUGCAAAAAUAUUAUAAUUAUAAAUAACGAUUAGUGAAAGCAAGCAAGCAAACAAACAAAAAGAUGAAAUAUUGAUCUUAAGAAGAGGAAGCAAUGGGACGAUGAAUAGAUAACAACUGUGCGCGCGAAGAGGAGGCGGUAGGAAGGGAAAUAAAAAAGUACACAAUGCCAGAAACAACGUCGUGGAGGAGAAAGAAAAAAUAUCAGAAA
Molecule: messenger RNA, 5863 nt
Organism: Toxorhynchites rutilus septentrionalis
Lineage: Eukaryota; Metazoa; Arthropoda; Insecta; Diptera; Culicidae
Product: BTB/POZ domain-containing protein 7
Exons: 3
Coding region: 824-4018 (1064 amino acids)
Biological process (GO): morphogenesis of a branching epithelium
Molecular function (GO): protein binding
Source: RefSeq, a predicted model, not a curated record